Molecule: messenger RNA, 2104 nt
Organism: Camellia sinensis
Lineage: Eukaryota; Viridiplantae; Streptophyta; Magnoliopsida; Ericales; Theaceae
Gene: ATE2F2
Product: winged-helix DNA-binding transcription factor family protein
Biological process (GO): regulation of transcription by RNA polymerase II
Cellular component (GO): RNA polymerase II transcription regulator complex
Molecular function (GO): DNA-binding transcription factor activity, RNA polymerase II-specific; RNA polymerase II cis-regulatory region sequence-specific DNA binding; protein dimerization activity
Source: RefSeq, a predicted model, not a curated record
GGAGAGAGAGAGGGAAAGUGCAAAAAGGGGGCAGAACAGAACAGAAGCAGCCAAAAGGCGGGGACUUGCGGAUUCGAACUCACCGCCUUGUCCUCUCCCCGCUGUUUUCUCACCAUCUCUCCCCUUCACUCUCGAAACCCUUCCCCACCCCACCUCCCCAAUCCCCACCCAUUUUUUUCAGCUUCUCUCUCUCUCUCUCUGCAACACUGAAACAAACUCUCUCUGUCUCUCUCUCUCUCUCUCGUCGCUUUCAUGGAGAUCUCUGACGAAGAUCGUAAUCGAACACUGGAACAAUCCCUAUCUCAAAUUCAGUUGCAAUCUCACUCUCACUCUCACUCGCAGAACCACCGUUCUUCGUUUCCUUCUCCUUCGAAUCGCUCCUUCCCUCCUCCUCCUUCUCACUUUCGAAGGCCUCUUCCUUUCGCUUUCAUUCCUCCUCCCAAUGACUCCAAUCGUUCCUCCUCCUCCUCCGCAGCUACUUCUACGGACUUCCAGACUACUGAUACAUCCUUCGCCUUUUCCAAAUUCCCGCAAACAAAUGAAAUUGGUAACUGCAAGGCUAAGACUAGCAGACUAGCAACUAUAGAAGGGCGUAAUGAAGCGGAUCUUGUUAACAACACUUUACUUGGACCAGAGACUUGCACAGGUGGUAAGCGUUAUGGUAAACCAAAGGUUGCAAGACAUGGGACUCAAGGUUCAAAUGCAGACCCUCCUGAUGGUCUGAAUGCAGUGAGUGGUUGUCGUUAUGACAGUUCUUUAGGAUUGUUAACGAAGAAAUUUAUUAGUUUGAUCCAGGAGGCUAAGGAUGGAACCCUCGACCUCAACAAGACUGCAGACGUGUUGGAGGUCCAAAAGAGAAGAAUAUAUGAUAUUACUAAUGUUCUUGAAGGGAUAGGAUUGUUAGAGAAAACUGCAAAGAACCAUAUACGCUUGAAGGGAUUUGGAAUGAUGGCACCAGGAGAGGUGGAUGAUCAGUUUACUACAUUGAAGGCUGAAGUUGAGAGCUUAUAUGAUGAAGAGUACAGGCUUGAUGACUGUAUAAGGGAAAAGCUAGAGCUUUUGAGGACCGUGGAAUGUAACGAAAAUUGUCAAAAGUACCUCUAUUUGACAGAGGAAGAUAUCAUGAGUGUUCCUUGUUUCAAGAACAAAACUCUUAUUGCAAUAAAAGCUCCGCGUGCUAGUACUGUUGAAGUUCCUGAUCCUGACGAGGACAUCAGUUUCCCACAAAGGCAGUUUAGACUAGUUGUUAGAAGCAGCACAGGGCCAAUUGAUCUGUAUCUGCUGAGCAAAAAUGGAGGGCAAGAUGAGGAUGUAACUGUCAAGCAGGUAAACUCAACAGAUUCACGCUCUUCGGGUGGUGGCCGACAUACAAAUCUGUCUUUAGAUCACCAAAAUAAUCUGAAAAUGGCUCCUGAUACUUUGAGCCCAAUAGGAUCAAAGGUUUCUGGGAUUCAAAAGAUUGUUCCAUCAGACUGUGAUGUUGAUGAUGAUUAUUGGUUCCGGCCAGAUCAUGAAGUAAGCGCUAUUGAUUUGUGGGGUAUGGAAUAUCCUUAGCCGGUAAUGCAGUGAAUUUUGAUUCCUGGAAUUUCUGAACCUUGAUGAUGAUUAUUGGUUCCGGCCAGAUCAUGAAGUAAGCGCCAUUGAUUUGUGGGGUAUGGAAUAUCCUUAGCCGGUAAUGCAGUGAAUUUUGAUUCCUGGAAUUUCUGAACCUGGUCCUGCAAACUAUUCAAGCCCUGCUGCCCAUUACAAAACCCGUAUUUGUUUUCCCAUAAUCCUUUGUUACUCCCGGCAAAUGAGGAAUGGGACCGAGCAUAUGGGCUUUCUGCCAAGUCCAUCCUAGAACGCGCAUCACAGUAUUGUUAAGCUAUCAGCAGCGCCAGCUGGUAUUGCCCAUAAACUAGAUGGAAAUCGUUCUCAAAAAAAGAAGAUGAUGGAAAUAAAUAGUUGGUAGUUGGAGAUAACUGUAAGGUUUGGCUCAUUUUAAAAUGUAAAUUUUGCACCUAGAUUUAAAAGAGAAAAAAAACAUUUUGUAAUUUUUUUUGGUUGUAUUGAUUAUCAUUAUAGUAGUGACUAAUCAAUAAUUUUUGCCCUUGUUUUUCCUCUG